Mus pahari (shrew mouse) is the source of this 3411-nucleotide messenger RNA. RefSeq names its product proline rich 18 (gene Prr18). The record is from RefSeq and is a predicted model, not a curated record. Bases 310 to 1236 code for a protein of 308 amino acids. NCBI's taxonomy places the organism in Eukaryota, Metazoa, Chordata, Mammalia, Rodentia, Muridae. The transcript has 3 exons.
AUGGAAGACUCGCUCUUGUCUCUGCUUGGGCUCCACCAGUGACUUGGUGCCACCAGUUCCCUUGAGACCUAGCUCCCUGCUUCUGAUGGACUAAUCCUUCACUUCUCGAGCCAUGGGAGAACAAGAGAGGAGAGCCUUGGGGUACUGGGUGCCAGCUCCCGCCCCUGCGAAUGUCGGGCACUUUGUCUCCAGCGUUCAGCAGUCUGCGAUAGCGGCAGCCCCUAGCAGCCCGGGACUUGGCAAGCCCUUGCCAGCGCGCGCUCCUCCUCCUGCCGCCCGGCCCAGCCCGGCGCGUCUCGGAGGACACUGAUGCUCCGCUUGCUCGGCAGAGUCAUGUCAUUCCCGCCUAUGCCGCCUAUGCCGCCGCCGCCACCACCGCCCCCCCGAACUCCGGGGGGCCCUGCCGCGCGCCAGCUAUCCCGGAGACCCUGUGCGCCGCCCGCGCCUUCGCCGCCCACCGCGGCCGCCGCGGCCGCCGGCGAGAAGAAGAGGAGGCCGCCCGAGAUGCUGCUCUCCAGCUCCUGGCCCUCUGCCACCUUGAAGAGGCCCCCGGUACGGCGCGGCCCCGGCCUGGGUUCGGGCACCCCACAGCCGCCUACCUCCGCACGCGUCCCGCCCCAGCCCUCUCCGGGCCGUGGGGGGACCUCGACCACGUGCUCCGCGCCCCGGCGGGUCGCCUGUAGCCACAUCCCAGCGGGAUCCACCGCCUCGGGGAUCUCUGCGGGGGCGGGGGCUGGGCCCGACGACGCCACGCGCUUCUCCUUGAGCCUCACCCCAGAAGCCAUCCUGGUCAUCCAGAGGCGCCAUCUGGAGAAGCAAUUGCUGGCGCGACCCCGCAGGCCCUUCCCCGCACCCUCGGCCGACCCGCGGCGCCCACUGGUACCCUGUCCCCGGACCAGGGCUUCGACCCUGCGGAGGGGCGGUUCCACCAGUGUCCCCGACGCGCCUCUGGCUGUGGCUGUCAGCAGCCGCCCUCCCCGUGCCUCGCUGCUGCCAGGAGGUCUGCAGGCCACUCUGCCCAGCCCGCGCCCCUCCAGCCUGCGCCCAGUGCUUAAGGUGUCGCUGCUCAAUGAGAAGCACAAAUACGAUGAUGAGGAGUAUGAGGAGGAGGUGGAGGUGGUGGACGAGGGCCUCGUGCGCAAGUGCACCGAGUGGCUGCGUGGGGUGGAGUCGGCGGCAGCUGCGAGGGGCCGCACAGGGCAUCUGGACUCGCUGCCACACCUGAGCACCCUGUGAGGCUAGGUGGGCUUGUGGGACCCUGCCUGGCUUGAAGCCCACGGUCCUCUCCUGCGCUCCUUGCACACCUGGGCUCUUGUGAACCAGGUAGGCCAGCAAGGGGCAGGACUAUUGCCUGGAACCUUCCCCAGGCACACGUGCUUAUUCAUGAGUGACCCACAGGCUUUUCUAACGCCCACCACCCACCUCCUGUGCAAUUAGGUCAGCGUGGGACAGGACAGACUCGGCUGACUCUAGCAGCUGUCCCCUGCUCCUCCUGCUCUCCCCCACGCCCGCUAAUGUGGGGGUGGGGGAAGGACCUGUGAAAUGCCUUCUAACCUCCCACCCUAACUAAGGUCCUCUGCCUCAGGUGGCAUUCCACUUCCUGGGGACUCUGCAAGCCUGUGGCCACCGAGGGUGGGGUGAUCUUCUAUUGCAGAGUUAGGACAUGGUGCUAUCUAUGUAUAUGAUUUGUUUCCUUACAAGUCAAAAAGAUGUUAGGUACUGGAAACUGGUUAACUAAACUUGUAAUCCAGCAUCCCUGAAACAGUGUACUGUUGCCACUGGGUGAUCAAGGAGGACUUGUGCUCCGCCCGCCAGCUGAGUACUCAGCUAUCCCAGACACACACACGCACACACACACACACACACACACACACGCAUGCACGCGCACACACACCUCUCUCCCAUGUCUAUGCACAGGCAACCCCAUUCCACUAGCUGUCAUGCGUGCACGCAUGCGUACAUACAUACACAGCCACGGACAGAACACAUACACACGAUAACACACACAUCGGCUCUCACAUACAUGUGAAUACAUGGCCGCGCAGGUAGUCACAGCCACACACAGGUGUCUCUAACGGCACAGCUAGAAACGUUUAAGAAGGUGGAUCAAGGUGGGGACAGGAGUCAGGGUUGUUGUCUGCUGGGAAUGCAGUUUUUAUUUGAGGGCACAGCAAUGUCUCCCUCACUAGCUAGGGGAGGAACUUCUCAGCACAGAGAAGGACAUCGGUGGGUGAAAGCAAGGCAGAGCAAGUCUGCCCACAGGAGCAGUUUGAGGCAGAAGCAGGAAGUAGCUGUGGGCCAGGGCAGGUGUCUCUCAUCACUGUGAAGAUCAGUGACAAAGGGGUUCUGUAAGCUGUAAAUAGUGACUUUUUAAAUCCUAUUUAUUAUUUGAAUGAAGGGUAAAACUCCUGUCUCUUAAUAGCUGAGCCCUUCCCAUUAACUGGAGGAUGAUUCUUUUGUAUUUCUUCUGUGCCUGAGUGAACUUAACCCCAAGGAUAAGAAGGAAAGUGUUUGUUCUAAUCAGAUAAGGUUGCCUGUAGAAACGUAAUGCAUUACCUCAAUUUUUUUUUUUUUACUUAUCUUAUGCAAGUCAAUAACCAGUUUAAAGUUUGUCUUGUUAGACUUUAAUGUGUCAAUUCUCGAUUGUAUUUUAAAUCAAAGCCUUACAUUUUUUAAAAACCAAUUAUAUUUUUUCCUUGUAAAGAUCUUUGCUCUCUCUCUUUCUCUCUGUCUCUGUCUCUCCUCUCCGUCCUUCUUGGCGCAAGCUUUGCCAACCAAGAGACCUUACAGAGGGAACUACAUGAGACACAGAUGAGUUUUUUUUUUUAAAGCUACUUAUUGAUUUUAAAUGGUUAAUGCCAAAGGGGCAAAGUUAGCAAGGCUGGUUGGGGGAGAGGCAGAUGGACUGUUUCUCUAGGCAAGUCAGGUGGAGAGGGCACUGUCUCUGCCCUCCAGCCUGGCACAGCACGGCUUCACCCCCCGUCUGCACUCAGCGCAAAUGCCAGUACUUCACAUGCUUGGCUUCCUGCCCCCCAGCAGCCCUAACAACACCAGAAAGAGUUCCUGGUACCUCCUAGAGGCCUCUAGGGAGAACUUCCUCCCUCUUUGUCCGUCACGUAGGUCUGCAGACCGUCCUGUCCAUCCCUGUCUGUCUGCUUUGAUUUUCCUUCCCCACAGCUCCCUCUUCCUUUCUAACUGGCCUCAGAGCAAAACUCAGUACGUUCUCCCCGGUCGGUGAUCAAAGGGGCCCCGUGUGCCUCUGGCUCUUCACUUCAGAGAUGGGGGCAUGUUUGUGUUGGACAGCUGAUGACUCUCUGUGAGGGAAGGAAGGCCUGCACGUGGCUGGCCGGGUCUCUUCCUCAUUGCUGACAUUCUGAGGGCAUUUUCUAGUCACUGUGCUACAAAUUCUUA